Messenger RNA from Leucoraja erinaceus (little skate), 2342 nucleotides. RefSeq names its product beta-1,3-galactosyltransferase 9-like. Gene Ontology annotation, cellular component: membrane. The record is from RefSeq and is a predicted model, not a curated record. NCBI's taxonomy places the organism in Eukaryota, Metazoa, Chordata, Chondrichthyes, Rajiformes, Rajidae. Gene Ontology annotation, molecular function: hexosyltransferase activity.
CCAGUGGGGGGCCAGUGAUCCAGUGACGGCGGCGGUGAUCCAGUGGAUGGGAGCCGCCGCCAUGCGCUGCCCGCUGUCGAAGCGCAGGAUCCCGUGGGUGAUUUACCGGGCGCUGCCUCUGGCCGCUCUGCUGCUGCUACCACUGGCCGUGCUGUCGGCCGGUCGCCUCCAGGAGUGGCUGUUGAGCCCCGGCCCCGCCGGCCCGCCCGACCCCGAGGCCCUGCGGCGCUGGAAGGCGGCGGACGCGGUGGAUCCGCGCCGGCUACGGGCAGAGGCUCAGGCCCGGCGAUUCUACCGUCAGCCCAACGCCGGCGCCUGCUCCGGGCAGCCCGUCUUCCUGCUCACCUUCGUGGUCAGCAAACCGAGCCACGGCGAGCGGCGCCGGGCCAUCCGCUCCAGCUGGGGGUCUCUCAGCUCGCUGGGUGGCCGCCGGCUGCGGACCCUGUUCGCGCUGGGAGAGGCGGCUUCGGCCGGGGAGGAGCGGGAGAUCGAGUUGGAGGCGUCUCGCCACGGAGACUUGGUGCAGGGCAGCUUCCGUGACACCUACCUCAACCUGACCCUCAAGACGCUGAUGGCGCUGCGCUGGGCCUCCACUUACUGCCCCGGCCUCAGUUACCUGCUCAAAGCCGACGAUGAUGUGUUUGUCAACCUGCCCGCCCUGGUGGCUCAUCUAAGCGGCCUGGACCCCGCUCUGGGCGACCUCUACCUCGGCCGCGUCCACAGCUCCGUGCCGGUGGAGAGGAACGUGUCGAGCCAGUACUACGUGUCCAAGACUCAGUUCCCCGGCCACACGUACCCACGUUACUGCAGCGGGACUGCCUAUGUGUUGUCUGGGGAUCUGGCCCGUCGGAUGUACGGCGCCGCCCUCUCCCUCCCCCUCAUCCCCAUCGAGGAUGUGUUCAUCGGCCUGUGCGCUACAGCCUCGGGGGUCAGGCCCACUCCCAGUGCCCGCAUGUCGGGCUCACACCGGGUCCCUGCUCUCCGCUGCUGCUACCGGCAACUCUUCUCCUCCCACCACGUGUCGCCCGCGGAACAGCCCGGCCUCUGGGCGCUGGUUCACGGGGGCACCGAGUGCUCGACGCUGACCAAGUACUCGUCACUGUUCAUCUGUAACUCGCUGGACCUGCUGCAACAGGCGCGUUACCUGGUGUCCAGCCUCGGCUAGACCGGCCCGGCUCAGCCCGGCUCGGCCCCACACACGGAUAGUGGAGCCCGGAGCCUCGCCUAGACCGGCCCGGCCCGGCUCGGCCCCACACACGGAUAGUGGAGCCCAGAGCCUCACCUAGACCGGCCCGGCCCGGCCCGGCCCCACACACGGAUAGUGGAGCCCGGAGCCUCACCUAGACCGGCCCGGCCCGGCACGGCCCCACACACGGAUACUGGAGCCCGGAGCCUCAGCAACACCGGCCCGGCCCGGCCCGGCUCGUCUCGGCCCCACACACGGAUACCGGAGCUCGGAGCCUCACCUAGACCGGCCCGGCCCAGCCCGGCUCGGCCCCACACACGGAUACUGGAACCUAACCUAGACCGGCCCGGCCCAGCCCGGCUCGGCCCCACACACGGAUAGUGGAGCCUAACCUAGACCGGCCCGGCCCGGCCCGACACGGACACCGGAGCUCGCAGCCUCACCUAGACCGGCCCGGCCCGGCCCGGCCCCAGACAGACACCCGCAGGCCGGCGGGCCAUCCGGCUGAAUGUGGACCUGAGACCACGGCGGGCCGCCCGGCCCCACAUCAAUCCCGGGCCGAGAGCGGUCUCCGACAAACUGGACAUUCGGAGGCGGUAAAGGUCCCGGAAAUGCCCGGUAACCUCAGAGCUGUACAGCGCGGGAACUGGCCAUUCGGCCCAUCGGGAACAUGCUGACAUGGUCGACGUGUGCACCCGGGUCUGUGGAAUUCUCUGCCUCAGUGGGCGGUUCUCUAGAUACUUUCAAGAGAGAGCUAGAUAGGGCUUUUAAAGAUAGCGUAGUCAGGAGAUAUGGGGAGAAGGCAGGAACGGGGUACUGAUUGGGGAUGAUCAGCCGUGAUCACAUUGAAUGGCGGUGCAGGCUCGAAGGGCUGAAUGGCCUCUACUCCUGCACCUACUGUCUAUAUCUCGGAGAUGAAUCUGGUCUCCGGGGGUCAGCAGGGAUUGGCCGGGCGAAUGGCCUCCAGCGCAGUGAACAGCAGGGGAUGAAUAAUUCAGGGCGGUGUAUCGGGUGUCGCGGCCGCGAAUAGCGAGCGGGCAACAUGAUAUCCAGCCAUGACUGAGCCGCAUGUGUCAGCGAGAGAGAGAGAGAGGGGGGGGGGGGGGGGGAUGGGGGGAGAAGGGUGUGAAAUGGACAGAGAGGGGAGAGAGUGAGC